Paralichthys olivaceus (Japanese flounder) is the source of this 2626-nucleotide messenger RNA. The record is from RefSeq and is a predicted model, not a curated record. Lineage: Eukaryota; Metazoa; Chordata; Actinopteri; Pleuronectiformes; Paralichthyidae.
GUCUCUCGCUUCACGGUUGGAGGUUGACAGGAGCUCGGGCUCAGGUGGAGCAGCGCAUCACAGAGGAGGAGGAGAGGGGGAGCAGAGGGAGAGAUAUUAAUAGCCCGGAGCUGCAGCAGAGAUAAGGCUUGGACCGAGCCGCAGGCAGACACACACUCAGGGCUUAGGAGAGAAAAGAGGACGCGUCAAAAUGAAGCUGUUUCUGUCGGUGCUUUUCCUCACGGCCGCGGCGGUCGCCCUGGUCCGCGCGGCCGGUACCGACGGUGAGAUCUCCUUCGAGUACCACCGCUACGAGGAGCUGCGGAAAGCGCUGGUGUCGGUGUGGCUGCAGUGUCCCACCAUCACCCGCAUCUACACCAUCGGGGAGAGCUUCGAGGGCCGAGAGCUGCUGGUGCUGGAGAUGUCCGACAACCCCGGGACGCACGAAGCUGGUGAGCCCGAGUUUAAGUACAUCGCCAACAUGCACGGCAACGAGGCGGUGGGCCGAGAGCUGCUGAUCUACCUGGCUCAGUACCUGUGCAACCAGUACCAGCAGGGCAACGAGACCAUCAUCGACCUCGUCCACAACACCCGCAUCCACCUCAUGCCCUCCAUGAACCCAGACGGCUUCGAGAAGGCCGCAUCUCAGCCCGGAGAGAUCAAGGACUGGUUCGUGGGCCGCAGCAACGCCCAGGGUGUGGAUCUGAACAGGAACUUCCCCGAUCUGGACCGCAUCAUUUACAUCAACGAGAGGGAAGGCGGAGCCAACAACCACCUGCUGCAGAACAUGAAGAAGGCUGUGGAUGAAAACACCAAGCUGGCUCCAGAGUCCAAGGCGGUGAUCCACUGGAUCAUGGAUAUCCCUUUUGUCCUGUCGGCUAACCUGCACGGAGGAGACGUGGUGGCCAACUACCCAUACGAUGAGACCCGCACUGGAUCCACUCACGAGUACAGCGCCAGUCCGGAUGAUGUGAUGUUCAAGUCUCUAGCCAGAGCCUACUCCAUAUACAACCCAGUGAUGUCCGACCAGCACCGAGCCCCGUGCCGCAAGACCGACGACGACUCCAGCUUCAAAGAUGGCAUCACUAAUGGAGGGGCCUGGUACAGUGUGCCAGGAGGAAUGCAGGAUUUCAACUACCUCAGCAGCAACUGCUUCGAGAUCACUCUGGAGCUCAGCUGCGACAAGUUCCCCAACGAGGACACGCUCAAGCUCUACUGGGAGCAGAACCGCAACUCACUCGUCAACUACAUUGAGCAGGUUCAUCGUGGUGUCAAGGGCUUCGUGCGUGACCUCCAGGGUAACCCCAUCUCCAAUGCCACCAUCUCUGUGGAGGGUAUCGAGUGGACUUUGAGCUGGAGUCGCUGAUGGAGAGGAAGGAGGAGGAGCGGGAGGAGCUGAUGGACUGGUGGAAGAUGAUGUCAGAGACACUGAACUUCUGAGGCGCUCGUCUGGUUCGUGAUCGGACCGUUCACACAUCGAUGUAAUAUAUUCAACAUUCUGUGUGCCCGUCCACGAUGAGAAAAAAAAGGAAAAGAAUGAAUAUAUUGUCUCUUCUUUGUUUUGUUCUCUUUCAAUCAUCACUUUAAUUGAUUAUGUUGUUUAUUAAUGUAUUAACGGAUUGCCUCAUACUCCUGUAGAUUGUUCAGAUAUCCUGCACAUACACACACACUGACAGUCAGGAGGAGAAUUGGCAGGUAGUGUGACAGCAGUGAGAUUGGUGUUGAUAUCUGUGGUGUUUCGUUCUUUAUCGUACACGUGAUUGAAAACCAUAGCACCCAUCUAUAUAACCAACGAGUGACUGAGUAACAAUGUGUGUAAAAGAGCUGUUUACAUCUUUACCACGUGACUCUUUUCAUGAGAAAUAAUCACAUCCCCUGUUUUAAAUGUCUCUGUUUCUCCAGACUUUAGUGAAAAAACACACAAACACAGUGCACGCUUCCACUUCACGGUAACACAGACCACACGCUGACAAAUCUUUUCUUUCUGUGUAAUAUAUAAAAAAGUACAACUAUGGUUUUGAGAUAAUCAGGGACAUUAAAAACACUGUAAAACCAGUUAACAUUAAACUAUAAACUACACAGGCAAACUCAUCCUCCUGUAUGUUAUUGAUGUUGAGAUUUUUUUAACUGAAUACAGCACAGCAUUGAUUUUAGCACAAGGUGAAUGGUUAUAAUAAACAUAUAGAAUCUGUAUUAUGAAGUAGGUAAGUAGCAAGAACAGUCUGGUUUUUGUACCAAAUCAAAGAAAAUAAGGCCGUGAAACAAAUGAAUCUGUCCACCUCAGUUUCCCAGAAGCCAUUCCUUUGUAUGUGCACUACACAGGGGAAUAAUAAGGAAGUGUGGCAGAAGUUGUUUUUCAAGGAUAAUUUGACACUGUAAUCUUCUGAGUGGACACAGUGUGGACACAGUUCACCCAGUCUGAGACCAUAAGAAGAGUUCACUGAAUGUAUAGCUACAGUAACUGAUGAACUGUAAAGAAUGAAAGGAUCAAUAAAACGCCCCCUCUUCAUGUUGUCAGACUGUGUCAUCGCCUUUUCUUACAGGAGCUGCAUCCCCAGCAGAAACAAUGAAGAUGCUUUCAAAUGUCAUACCAUGGAUAGUAUUUAUCAAUUAUCUGCAUAUGGAAUAAACCACAAUCAAAUCCGUA